This is a messenger RNA of Dictyostelium discoideum AX4, 1470 nucleotides long. Its product is annotated as RNA-binding region RNP-1 domain-containing protein. The coding region runs from base 1 to 1470 and encodes 489 amino acids. Gene Ontology annotation, cellular component: ribonucleoprotein complex. The record is from RefSeq and is a predicted model, not a curated record. Lineage: Eukaryota; Evosea; Eumycetozoa; Dictyosteliales; Dictyosteliaceae. The transcript has 3 exons. Gene Ontology annotation, molecular function: nucleic acid binding; RNA binding.
AUGUCAACUAAACUAUUUGUUGGACAAAUUCCAAAAUCAUUUAAUGAAGAAGAGAUUAAAAAUUUAUUUACCAAUAUAGCUAAUAUUGAAUCAGUAUCAUUGAUAAAGAAUAAAACUACCAAUGAGCCACAAGGAUGUGCAUUCGUAUCAGUACCAUCACGUGAGGAAGCCGACAGAGCCAUUGAGCAAUUACAUAAUAGUAAGAAAUUCCAAGGCGUAUUAAACAACUUACAAGUAAAGUAUGCCGAUAGUGAGCAAGAGAAAUUGGCUAGUAAAUUAUUCGUUGGUAUGCUACCCCGUUCCUACGAGGAGGAGCAAAUUAGGGAGUUGUUUGAGCCACAUGGUGUUGUUGAGGAUAUUUGUAUUUUACGGGGCCCCAAUUCCGAGAGCAAGGGAUGCGGUUUCAUAAAGUUUGACAACAGAGAAUCUGCUCUCUCUGCCAUUGCAACUUUGAAUGGUAUGAAAUUGGACGGUUCACCAAACCCAUUGGUUGUAAAAUUCGCUGAUACUGAAAAAGAUAAGAAAAAGAAACAAAAACAACAACAAAUUCAAAUUCAAAUGCAACAAAGACAACAACAACAGCAACAACAACAACAACAACCAUCUCAUCAACAACAACAAUCUCAUCAACAAUCUUUUCAAUCACAAUAUCAACAACCUGUAGUUAAUCAAUUCCCUCCAAAAAUGAAUCAACAACCAUUCAUUGUUAAUCCAUAUUUUGGUCAAAUGCCAAAUUUUAAUUUUAUUCCAAGUAUUGAUUCAUCACCAUCAUUAUUAGGUACACCACCAAUUAUUGGUGAUGGUAUUUAUGAUAUAUAUUCAAAUUCACAAUUUGAUAAUAAAUAUAAUAAUAAUGGUGGUAUGGGUGGUAAUGGUGGUAAUAAUGGUAAUAUGUAUGGUAGAAACUUUAACAAUGGUAAUAAUGGUCCAAUGGGUGGUAUGAAUGGUAAUGGUAUGAAUAAUGGUGGUCCAAUGGGUAAUGGUAUGAACAAUGGUGGUCCAAUGGGUAAUGGUAUGAAUAAUGGCGGUCCAAUGGGUAACGGUAUGAAUAAUGGUGGUCCAAUGGGCAAUGGCAUGAAUGGUAAUGGUAUGAAUGGUAAUGGUAUGGGUGGUCCAAUGGGUAAUGGUAUGAAUAAUGGUAUGGGUGGCAUGAAUCAAGGUGGUCCAAUGGGUAAUAAAAAGAAUCAAAGUGUUGGUCCACAAGGUUCAAAUCUAUUCGUUUACAAUAUACCAAAUUACUUCUCUGAUAAUGAUUUACUUGGACUAUUCCAACAAUAUGGUAUUGUUGUAAGUGCUAAAGUUUAUGUUGAUAAAAAUACUGGCGUUAGUAAAGGUUUUGGUUUUGUAUCAUAUGAUAAUCCAGCUUCUGCAAAUUUAGCUAUUUCUAAUUUACAUGGUCAAAUGAUGGCAGGUAAAAAAUUGAAGGUUUCACUCAAGCAAACUUCUGGUCAAGGUUCCCAACCAUAUUAA